Molecule: messenger RNA, 1809 nt
Organism: Carassius auratus (goldfish)
Lineage: Eukaryota; Metazoa; Chordata; Actinopteri; Cypriniformes; Cyprinidae
Product: LIM/homeobox protein Lhx4
Exons: 6
Coding region: 94-1269 (391 amino acids)
Biological process (GO): neuron differentiation; regulation of transcription by RNA polymerase II
Cellular component (GO): nucleus
Molecular function (GO): DNA-binding transcription factor activity, RNA polymerase II-specific; zinc ion binding; RNA polymerase II transcription regulatory region sequence-specific DNA binding
Source: RefSeq, a predicted model, not a curated record
AGGGACACUAUCCGGGGAGGAAAAUUAUUUCACGCACAUCUGAGAUUCUAAGACCUCCGCGAGCGGGUGCAUGUGCGCGUUUUACCGGACUGGAUGAAAAUGAUGCAAAGUGCGGCUGUGUUGCCCGGCGAGAGCGCGGUGAAGGGUCUGCCGGACAUCCUCGGAGUGCAACUGCAACAGAUCCCUCAGUGUGCAAGUUGCAGUCAACACAUCCUGGAUAAGUUUAUUUUGAAGGUGCUGGAUCGACAUUGGCACUCAAAAUGUCUCAAGUGUGCCGACUGUCACGCGCUCCUGGCAGACAAGUGUUUCUCUCGCGCGGGGAAUGUCUACUGCAAAGAAGAUUUCUUCAAACGUUUUGGGACAAAAUGUGCAUCGUGCCAGCAGGGGAUUCCCCCGACGCAGGUGGUCCGGAAAGCUCAGGACUUUGUGUAUCACCUUCACUGCUUCGCCUGUGUUAUGUGCAGCAGGCAGCUGGCCACCGGUGAUGAGUUCUACCUCAUGGAGGACGGGAGGCUCGUGUGCAAGGAGGACUACGAAACAGCCAAACAAAAUGAUGAUUCAGAGACAGGAGCAAAACGUCCACGGACCACCAUCACAGCCAAACAGCUGGAGACGCUCAAAAGUGCCUACAAGAACUCACCUAAGCCAGCACGACAUGUUCGUGAGCAGCUCUCCUCCGAAACAGGCCUGGACAUGAGAGUGGUGCAGGUGUGGUUUCAAAACAGGCGAGCAAAAGAGAAACGGCUGAAGAAGGAUGCUGGGCGGCACCGCUGGGGUCAUUUCUACAAAAGUGUCAAACGCAAUCGAGGGUCCAGUAAGACAGAGAAAGAGAGCUCAGCCGAUGAUGCAGGACUCAGCGAUAGUGAGCUUAGUUUCAGAGAAGACCAGAUCCUGUCAGACCUUGGUCAUGCUAAUGGCUUGUAUGGAAGUGUCGGAGACAUCACGAAUGGCAACAUGCUCAACGGGAGCUUCUCCUUGGAGGGGGGCGGGCAGCCUUACCAUGACCUGCGGGCAGGAAGUCCCUACGGCCUGCCACAGUCCCCCUCAUCCAUCACUUCCCUCCCAGGCCACACCCCCCUGCUCAACAACUUAGGCUUCAACAUGGACAGCAUCAUGGGUCAGGGCAUUCAGCCCAGCGUAGGUCAAGCUCUGAGAGCAAUGGCUGGGGGACCCACCUCUGACCUGUCGACAGGAAGCAGCACGGGCUACCCAGACUUCCCCACCAGCCCUGCCUCGUGGCUUGAUGAAAUGGACCACUCCCAGUUCUGAGGGCAAAGGUCAUAAUGGAAAUUGCAGUACUAUAGACAAGAAAUUUGACGAUUUUAUAGACAUCUUUCCCAGAAUUGGUGAUAUUUGUGUGGCAAGGCCCAAAACGUCACCUACUUUAACACGGUGGCUUGACCUUGCUGAAUGGUGCGCUGAUACGAGAAACCCACCGUGGAAUGUUUGCGCUGUAUCAUCAUUUUGUAAGUCAUAUUUUUUCAUCGUUCUCAAAACUGGAUUGGAUGAUUUCCAGCAUGAAAUUGUGUGCAGCUGCGAAUGGCAUUCAUACCCCAGACCACCCUGGAAAAACAAUCACAAUCCACCACGUUUUUGAGAACAAGAGGGUCCAUGCAUGUUUCUGAAUGAGGAAGAGAACCGUCCCACGAUGCACUUUACUGUAUGUUCCUCCUCGACUGCACACGGCAGGCUGAUUACGGGAAAUAGAGGAGCGCACCGAACAAAGACUGAUAUUUAAACAAGUGGCACAAGUGUACUGUAUCUUUCCUACUUACAAGGGUUUGGGAUUUUAAUGGUUGAAACUUUCUA